Sipha flava (yellow sugarcane aphid) is the source of this 1662-nucleotide messenger RNA. RefSeq lists its product as uncharacterized. The transcript has a single exon. The record is from RefSeq and is a predicted model, not a curated record. NCBI's taxonomy places the organism in Eukaryota, Metazoa, Arthropoda, Insecta, Hemiptera, Aphididae. The coding region runs from base 1 to 1662 and encodes 553 amino acids.
AUGGCCAUCGACCCGGUCGUCAGUGGCGCCCAAGGUGAAGCCACCGAACACUGCGUGCUCGCCUUCGCGGACGACCUAUGCCUUAUCGAAAACAGCCCGGCCAAUUUUCAAUCCUCCAUAGACGCGGUUCGUGAUGACCUGUCCUCCUUGGGCCUCAUGCUAAACCCUUUGAAAUGUUCAACGCUCCAUAUUUCGGGUAACCGACCAGUGGGCGUGAGGGAUACCGAGUUCCGUGUAAACGGAUCCCGUUUACGCCCACUGGCCGAGGGCGAAGCCGCCUCAUUCUUGGGAGCACAAGUAGGCUUCAACAUUGUACCGCCUAUGGCUACCCUAGCCGAUAUAAUAACUACGGGCCUUAAAAUAGUUCGGAGCAAACUGGCCCCGUGGCAAAGGCUCGAUGCACUAAAAACUUUCUUCUUUCCAUCCACCGUCCACCUGAUGAGAGUCGGAACUUUUAAAAAAAUGGACUGGGCCAAGGUGGACCAGAUUUUACGGCCCGAACUUAAAGCCACAUUAUACUUACCCCAGGAGGCGUCCGGUGAAUACAUUUAUGGUUCCACACGGAGAGGAGGGUGCGGGAUCCGUAUACUCGCCGAAGACGCUGAUAUAGCCGCAAUUGACUCAGCGUUCAAACUAAUGACGUCGCCAGACAUACGAGUCUCCAUUGAAGCGCACGAACACGUUACCGAAACAACUAUAAAGAGAAUCGGCCGCCUACCAACCAUAACAGAGGUCGCUGAAUUCCUUUCUGGAAACCACGAGGGCGUGUUUAGGGAGACCCGUGGCUCUACCAUUUCCAAUGUUUGGACGAGAGCUCGUAACGCAUCGAAACGGCUGGAGGUCGGCUGGGGCUUGGACCCGUGCCCUUCCAUCCAACAUGGCGGCUCCACGCUUAGGGAAAAACAGAGGCGUGAAGUAAUGAAAACAUUACGGGACGACAACAGAAUUCAACGCAGUAACGUCCUGAUCGAAAAACCAGACCAAGGCCGAGCAAUGGAGUGCGUAGGAGCACAUCCCGCCUCUCACCACUUUUUAAGGAACGGAGACUUCAUGCGAUUUGCGGACUGGCGGUUUGUACACCGCGCCCGCCUAAACCUAGUACCGUUAAAUGGGGCCUCGUCGUGGAGGGUCGGUGACCGCAGGUGCAGACGAUGUGGAUACAUAACAGAAAGCCUAGCUCACGUCGUCAACCACUGCAUGCGGUACACCGCCCUCUACAUGGCGCGGCACAAUGCAGUAAUUGCAAGAAUCAAGAAGGCGGCAGUUCGCAAGUUCGAGGUCCUCUCCGAGAACCAGGUCAUAGGCAGCCGCGGGUUGCGCCUUGACUUGGUUCUUCGGAAAGGCCCGAAAAUAUAUAUCAUAGAUGCAACCAUAGUAUUCGAGAACAGAUUGCCCGCAUUCCAAGCAGCAGCUGAGGACAAAAAGACCAAAUAUGAAGAACUGCGUUCUGAGAUUGCAGCACAGCACUUAGCUGAAGUAACCGUAGUGCCCUUCAUUGUCGGGUCAUUAGGUGCUUGGGACCCCGACAACGACAGCUUCUUAAGACUAUUAUGCAGCCGUUCGUACGGGAAGCUACUCCAAAAAUUAUGUGUAAGUGAAACAAUUAAAUUCACAAGAAGCAUUUACAUAGAACACAUAACGGGAGUCCGACAAUCUGAUUAA